AUGCGUCUGGCGUCUAUCGCAGUAACAGCUCUCUUCGCCUCCUGCACUUGCGACAACGCGGCACCGAUCGCUGUUGACCCAAAGGCUGCUCUUAAGCGCGACGACAUUAUUGGGGAUCGCGGGACGGAUGGCUAUGCCAUCGAUGCAGACACAAAGAGACUUUUGAGGAAGCCCGAGGCGCACGACGCUUUGGAACAGGUAAACACUGAUGGGGAGAGAGGGACUUUUUCCUUUGCCAAUUGGGGAGGGGCGGUGCCGUGGGUAAAAAGAAGCACGGCUUCCUUUUCGGGCAAAGCAAUGGACGCGACGAUCCGGGCGACGUUGGCGUCUGAAAAGGGGGUCAACGAUUUCACUCGCAAGCACAAGAACUUCUUCAAGUUCCUGAAGCCCAUACAGAAGUGGUUAAACAACAGCCCGAGAUUUCAAAGGUUUAUUAAAUGGGUUGAGGAGCUUGACGAGAAGAUCGACGCUAUCGUAAUUGAUGGCAAAUCGAUAGGAAAGCGCUUCGAGAGUGCUGAGGAGAAUAUGGAGCACAACAUGAAGGCAGGAAAGAAGAUCAAGACUGCAUCGAACGGCGUAGACAACCCCAAAAAGGAUGUCGAGCCACCAGUUGCCAAUGUGAACGGUUGA
Peronospora matthiolae is the source of this 630-nucleotide messenger RNA. The record is from the annotation of a GenBank genome assembly. NCBI's taxonomy places the organism in Eukaryota, Oomycota, Peronosporomycetes, Peronosporales, Peronosporaceae.